AUUCCAAAAAAAGAAAAAAGAAAAAAGAGUGAAAACACAAAGGGAGGGAUAUAGGGAAAAAUAGCAACAAAAAGCAGCAGCACAAGGUCUACGCAGCCUACAGCAUAUGAGCUUGAGAAGUCAACCGACAGGGUUUCUUCUGGGAUCUGAGCAGAAUAUCUAAACUUAUCAGAGCAGAGAGAGCUUGACUGCACAAAAUCUGAUCUGGGUUCUGCUCCAUCGCCCUCAAUUUGAAGAUCUUGAUUGAUGCUGCAGAAUGGGAGGGUGUUUUAGCAAGAGCAAGUCUAGGCAAGGUGAUGUUAAUGGGUAUAGGCAGGGAAGAGGAGUGGCUACUGGGUAUCAACCUGUGACUGAAAGCCAUCAAAAGGCAUCCUCAACCCAUGCCCAAACCUAUACCCAACCUGAAAGGUCUUAUAAUCCACAGCCCAAUCCCCAGUCCUAUGCUCCAAUCCAUGUCCCUGCAAAACCCUCAGUGGCUUCAGUGCCCCAACCCAUUAGGCCUGUUCAGAGACCUGAGCCAAAUAACAUAUUGGGGAAGCCUUUUGAGGACAUUAAGGCACACUACAGUCUUGGGAAAGAACUGGGGAGGGGCCAAUUUGGGGUGACUUACCUGUGUACUGAGAUUUCCACCCGGCGGCCUUAUGCUUGCAAGUCGAUUCUGAAGAGGAAGCUUGUGAGCAAGAAUGAUAAGGAGGAUAUCAAGAGGGAGAUUCAGAUUAUGCAGCACAUGAGCGGGCAGCCUAACAUUGUGGAGUUCAAGGGUGCCUUUGAGGAUAGGCAGUCGGUGCACCUUGUCAUGGAGCUUUGCGCUGGCGGGGAGCUGUUUGAUCGGAUUAUUGCGCGUGGGCAUUAUUCCGAGAGGGCUGCCGCUGAUUUGAUUAGACAGAUUGUGAAUGUGGUUCACAUUUGCCAUUUCAUGGGCGUUAUGCAUAGGGAUCUCAAGCCCGAGAAUUUCCUUCUGAGCAGCAAGGAUGAGAAUGCCAUGCUGAAGGCGACCGACUUUGGACUCUCUGUGUUCAUCGAAGAAGGAAAAGUUUAUCGCGACAUAGUGGGCAGUGCAUAUUAUGUUGCUCCUGAGGUAUUGCGUCGUAGUUAUGGGAAGGAAGCUGAUGUCUGGAGUGCGGGUGUAAUUUUAUAUAUUCUUCUGAGUGGUGUACCUCCAUUUUGGGCUGAAACGGAGAAGGGAAUAUUUGAUUGUGUACUAAAAGGGGAAAUUGAUUUUGAAAGUGAUCCAUGGCCAUCAAUAUCAAAUGGUGCAAAGGACCUAGUCCGGAGAAUGCUUACGCUGGAUCCAAGAAAGAGAAUUUCUUCUGCUAGCGUUCUUGAGCACCCAUGGCUUCGAGAGGGUGGCGAGGCUUCAGACAAGCCAAUUGACAGUGCCGUACUUUCGAGGAUGAAGCAGUUUAGGGCAAUGAACAAGCUCAAGCAACUUGCAUUGAAGGUCAUUGCUGAAAACUUGUCUGAAGAAGAAAUUAAAGGUCUUAAAGCGAUGUUUGCAAACAUGGAUACGGACAAUAGUGGUACUAUUACCUAUGAAGAAUUGAAAUCUGGACUGACUCGGCUUGGAUCAAAACUGACUGAAGCUGAAGUCAAGCAACUUAUGGAAGCUGCUGAUGUGGAUGGAAAUGGAACAAUUGACUACAUCGAGUUCAUUACUGCAACAAUGCACAGACAUAGGCUUGAAAGAGACGAGCAUCUUUACAAAGCAUUUCAGCAUUUUGACACAGACCACAGUGGAUUCAUUACAAGAGAUGAACUCAAAAGUGCUAUGAUGGAGUAUGGUAUGGGCGAUGAGGCAACUAUCAAAGAUAUCAUUGAUGAGGUGGACACAGAUAAUGAUGGAAGGAUCAAUUAUUCGGAGUUUUGUGCAAUGAUGAGAAGCGGAACCCAACCACAACAAAAGCUUUUUUAAUGCAUUGCAAGCAAGAUGAAUUUAUUAUGGAGCCACCUGUAUUGUGAGCGGGAUUUCAUAUAUAACAUACAUGGAAGUUUACAAUCUGCAUGUUUUUUGUUCAUCACUUGACCUUCAUAGGUGACUUAAGAAGGAAACCGGUGUACCCCGAGGCACUUUGGUGUAAAUCUCUUUGAGUUUAUAUGUAGUGUGUGUGCAUAUGUCCUAGCUUCGUUCUCGCGCUAUAACUUUCUUAAUAUGUAACUUGAUCUGUAACAAUUUUACCGGUAGAAUAAGUUUAUGUCUAAGGAUUUCUUGUUUGGAUAUGGUGAUCAAUGGUUGAGAAUAAUGGAAUAGAGAAUCUUCUGCAUAUUUUGAAA
Molecule: messenger RNA, 2271 nt
Organism: Ipomoea triloba (trilobed morning glory)
Lineage: Eukaryota; Viridiplantae; Streptophyta; Magnoliopsida; Solanales; Convolvulaceae
Product: calcium-dependent protein kinase-like
Exons: 9
Coding region: 257-1912 (551 amino acids)
Biological process (GO): protein autophosphorylation; intracellular signal transduction; peptidyl-serine phosphorylation
Cellular component (GO): nucleus; cytoplasm
Molecular function (GO): calcium-dependent protein serine/threonine kinase activity; calmodulin binding; ATP binding
Source: RefSeq, a predicted model, not a curated record